AUGGAGGAACUCACGCCCGAGCUUGUGGGACUGGUGCUCAGCCAAGUUGACCUGGUCAGUCGCGUGGCCUGCCGCUUCGUGUGCACCACCUGGAUGCGCGCCAGCCCUCCCCUGCCCCCCCGAUCAGUGAUAAAGCAGACAUGUGCUCAUGCGGCGGAGCAAGGCCAUCUUGCGGUGCUCCAGUGGGCGCGCACCAACGGCUGUCCCUGGGACGAGUGGACUUGUGCGAAUGCGUCUAAGGAAGGCCAUCUCGAGGUGCUCCAGUGGGCGCGCACCAACGGCUGUCCCUGGUCCGAGUGGACAUGCUAUUUGGCGGCCCAGGGCGGCCAUCUCGAGGUGCUCCAGUGGGCGCACGCCAAUGGCUGUCCUGCAUGGGACCAGUCGACGUGCAGGGUGGCGGCCAUGGGAGGCCAUCUCGAGGUGCUCCAGUGGGCUCGCGCCAACGGCUGCCCAUGGGACAAGCAUAUCUGUGCGUUGGCGGCCUCGCGAGGCCAUCUUGAGGUGCUCCAGUGGGCGCAGGCCAACGGCUGUCCCUGGGACGAGAAGACCUGUGCGUUGAGCAACGCGGCCGAGGAUCUUGAUGUGUUCUUGUGA
Molecule: messenger RNA, 594 nt
Organism: Acanthamoeba castellanii str. Neff
Lineage: Eukaryota; Discosea; Longamoebia; Acanthamoebidae
Exons: 1
Coding region: 1-594 (197 amino acids)
Molecular function (GO): protein binding
Source: RefSeq, a predicted model, not a curated record